UCUCCUCUCUCCCUCUUUCUCUCUUUCUUUCUUUCCUCCUCUCUCUUUCUCCCCCAGUCGAUCUUCUUCUCCCUUUCAAACAAGAUCAGUAAGAAGAAGAAGGGGUGGAGGGAGAGAGAACAUCUUUAUUAAAAAAAAGAAAGAAGCAAACAAAUCACAGACAGCCUUAAGAGAGAAGGGGACCAAAAAAAAAAAGAAAAAAAACUUUAGAUUAGAGUAUUGUUAUUUACAUAUCCUGUCUUUCUAACCCUUUGUUGCAGAGUGGUAGCAAACACAUUGGAAGAAAAAGAAGGUAAAAAUGAGUGGCUACGGCCACCUUGACCCAGAGAAGAAGGGCAGCGGCACCGCUGCUCGGAAGAUCAUGGCCACUGCCAUCUUCGGCAUCGCCAUCGUCGCUGUCGUGAUCGCCGUUGCUUUUGUAGAAGUAAGGAAGAACCCAGCACGUGUAAUGGGCCAGCCACCUCAGGAUGAAGACAGCCUCAGCCCCAAGAUGGAACUGAUCACUACCAUCUGCGCACCAACGGACUACAAGGACACCUGCACCUCCUUCCUCUCCAAUGCCGUGAACGAGACGGCGAAGCCGAAGGACGCCAUCGAGGCAGCAGUGAAGGUGACGAUCGAUGAGGUGACGAAGGCGUUGAACGUCUCCCACAACCUCGCCGCCUCCGGCAACCGCACCUACGACGGCAUGACCCGGCAGGCGCUGGAGGACUGCAAGGAAUUGCUGCAGUUCGCGACGCAUGAGCUCCACUACACCUUCUCGGACGUUUCCCAGAACGAGUUGAAGGACCUGCCGAAACGAACGGCGGACCUCAGGAACUGGCUGAGCGCGGUCAUCUCCUACCAGGUGACCUGCGUCGACGGCCUGAACGACACCAAUGCGAAGACCGCCAUGCAGAAGGCGCUCAAAGCCUCGUCCGAGCUCACCAGCAAUGCCCUUGCCAUUAUCACGGAGCUGUCCACGAUUUUUUCUGCCUUCCCCAUCGAGCUCAAGCAUGAUCGCCUGCUUACGGAAGCGGAAACAAACGAGGAGCUCAGGAAGGAAGGGUACCCCGAGUGGCUGUCGGCGGAGGACCGCCGGCUGCUGGGGGAGCUCCGCCGAACCAAUAGGCCGAGGCCGCAUGCGGUGGUGGCGAAGGACGGCAGCGGAAAGUUCACAACCAUCACGGCCGCGCUGGAGGCCAUGCCCAAGACCUAUAUGGGGAGGUACGUCAUCUACGUGAAGGCUGGGAUCUAUGACGAGCAUGUCAUAGUGGACGAGCAGAAGGUGAACGUAUUCAUGUAUGGCGAUGGCCCCAGGAAGACCAUCGUCACCGGCCGGAAGAACAACGUCGACGGCGUCCCCACCUACGGCACCGCCAGCUUCACUGCAAUCGCGGACGGCUUCAUGGCGCAUGCAAUGGGCUUCCGCAACACAGCCGGCGCUGCUAAGCACCAAGCAGUCGCCCUCCGCAUCCAAUCGGACCAUGCCGUCCUCUAUAACUGCCGCAUGGAUGGGUACCAAGACACGCUCUACGCCCAAACUCACCGGCAGCUGUACAGGAACUGUGUCAUCUCCGGCACCGUCGACUUCAUCUUCGGCAACUCCGCCGCCGUCUUCCAGAACUGCCUGAUCGUAGUGAGGCGGCCGUUGAACGGCCAGGAGAACACUAUCACCGCCCAUGGAAGAACGGAUAAGAGGGAGGGCACGUCCUUCGUCAUUCAAAACUGCAGGAUCGUCCCCGAUGCCCGGCUCUACCCUGUGCGAUUCCAAAUCCGCAGCUACUUGGGGAGGCCAUGGAAGGAGUACGCCAGCACCGUGGUCAUGGAGUCCACCAUCGGCGACCUCAUCCAGCCCGCUGGGUGGCUGCCAUGGGACGGAGACUUCGCUCUCAAGACUCUCUACUACGCUGAGUACAACAACAGGGGGCCUGGAGCUCAGACUUCGCAGAGGGUCAAGUGGCCUGGCUUCCAUGUGCUCACCAGCAGGAAGGAGGUCCUUCAGUACACCAUCGGACCCUUCCUUGAUGGCACCAAGUGGCUUCCUGGCGCUGGGAUUCCCUACCAUGAUGGCUUGUUUCAUUGAGAUUUGAAAUUUGGAAAGCAAGGAUUGAGAUGGGAGAUACGUCUUUUGCUGUCUUUGGAUCAAUUGGUUGCCUGUGAUUGAUUUUAUGUAAUUGAUAUGAGAUUGAGAAGCAAAAUAUAAGUUUAUCUUACAAGCAAUACCAGAGGAUCAAUUAGAGAAAUAAUUGUAUGACUACACCACUUAAUCACAUUACAUUCU
Molecule: messenger RNA, 2263 nt
Organism: Nymphaea colorata (pocket water lily)
Lineage: Eukaryota; Viridiplantae; Streptophyta; Magnoliopsida; Nymphaeales; Nymphaeaceae
Product: pectinesterase-like
Exons: 3
Coding region: 299-2065 (588 amino acids)
Biological process (GO): cell wall modification
Molecular function (GO): pectinesterase activity; pectinesterase inhibitor activity
Source: RefSeq, a predicted model, not a curated record